Molecule: messenger RNA, 513 nt
Organism: Gracilinanus agilis (Agile Gracile Mouse Opossum)
Lineage: Eukaryota; Metazoa; Chordata; Mammalia; Didelphimorphia; Didelphidae
Product: myotrophin-like
Exons: 2
Coding region: 1-513 (170 amino acids)
Biological process (GO): regulation of barbed-end actin filament capping
Cellular component (GO): nucleus; cytoplasm
Molecular function (GO): protein binding
Source: RefSeq, a predicted model, not a curated record
AUGUGCGACAAGGAAUUCAUGUGGGCUUUGAAAAAUGGAGACCUGGAUGAGGUGAAAGACUAUGUGGCCAAGGGUGGAGAUGUUAAUGGGACACUAGAAGGUGGUAGGAAGCCUCUUCAUUAUGCGGCAGAUUGUGGGCAGCUUGAAAUCCUGGAAUUUCUGCUACUGAAAGGAGCUGAUAGUAACGCUCCAGAUAAACAUCGUAUCGCCCCUCUUCUGUCUGCAGGAUAUGAAGGUCAUGUUUCACGUGUGAAACUGCUUCUAUCAAAGGGUGCUGAUAAAACUGUGAAAGGCCCGGAUGGACUAACUGCCUUUGAAGCCACUGACAACCAGGCAAUCAAAGCUCUUCUUCAGCGAUGGCUGGAUGGACUGAUCCAUAUGGAAGGAUGCCUCUCCCGCGGCCUCACACUGCUGCCUGUCUGUCUGUCUGUCACUCUCUAUCUGCCAGCUUCUUCAGCUAAAUACUUCAAGAGAGCCCUAACUGUGGAAGCAGUGGUGGCUACCAUGUUGUAA